Molecule: messenger RNA, 846 nt
Organism: Penicillium mononematosum
Lineage: Eukaryota; Fungi; Ascomycota; Eurotiomycetes; Eurotiales; Aspergillaceae
Product: dihydroneopterin aldolase family protein
Exons: 3
Coding region: 1-846 (281 amino acids)
Biological process (GO): folic acid-containing compound metabolic process
Cellular component (GO): cytoplasm
Molecular function (GO): dihydroneopterin aldolase activity
Source: RefSeq, a predicted model, not a curated record
AUGGCAUCGCGGGGAAAGAAGCAGCCAUGCAAUGUAUCUUUCCGACUCACCUACGCAUCAUCAGCGGCUGCUGCUGAGAGUGAUGACGUCAAAAAGACAAUUGACUAUGGCAAGCUAUUCAAGCGAUUGGAUGCAGAGCUUGACGGUCUGGUCUCAGACAACAGCUCAGAGGUAGCUCGUGGAUGCGGUGUUCUGCGGGCAGAUGGAGAGGACUUGCAUGAACACCUGCGCGGAGAAGUUGGCCAAGACGUUAGGUUGGCCGCAGCGCUGAUAGCUAAAUGUGGCAUGAAGCAAUUGGAAGAAACCGCGUCAAACACUUCGAGCGAUCCAUCCUCCGCAGUUCGGGGAGACUUUGGUGAAUUUGAAGUAGAGCUUCGCCUUCCCAAGGCCGUCCUGCGUGCGGAUGGAGGUCUCUAUUAUCGCGGUAAGUCUGCAUUGGCUGUGGUCAAGGGGGAAACGUCUCCGUCCGCCGAGAAAAGGCUCGCCAUCCUCGAGGAGGAAUUCAAGAUAGAAAAUAUUCGAUGCUAUUGUAUUUUGGGAAUUAACCCGUGGGAACGACUUGAGAAGCAAGCCGUCCAUAUCUCUCUGACAUUCAACGGCCCUGCACUACAACAAUGGGGCUCAAAGUUUGUUGAUACCUAUCAGCAAUUAACAUUGGAGGUAGCAGAGCGUGUGGAAUCUUCAUCUUUCGGUAGCGUGGAAUCUCUUGCGUCGCUCAUUGCUCGGAUUGUGGUUGUUGAGUUUGAGCACGAGAAAGUCACUGUACUAGUACAGAAACCAAGUGCUUUGGCAUUUGUUGAAGGCUCGGGUCUAGAAAUCACUCGUUCCCGUGAUUUCUUCCAGUAG